AUGGGCCUUACCAUAUCUUCUCUAUUUCAACAACUAUUUGGGAAGAAGAAUGUUCGUAUUUUGAUGGUUGGUCUAGAUGCCGCCGGAAAAACAACAAUUCUGUACAAAUUGAAGCUUGGUGAGGUUGUUACAACAAUCCCCACCAUUGGUUUUAACGUAGAAUCUGUUGAGUAUCGCAACCUCAAUUUCACCGUCUGGGAUGUAGGAGGGCAGGACAAGAUUCGCCCGCUGUGGCGACACUAUUUCCAGAACACACAAGGUCUCAUCUUUGUUGUGGAUAGCAAUGAUCGUGACCGAAUCGGCGAAGCUGCCGAAGAGUUACAGAAGAUGCUCUCCGAAGAGGAUUUGGCCAAUGCUGCUGUCCUUGUUUUUGCUAACAAACAAGAUCUGCCAAACGCUAUGCCAACCACAGAAGUUACCGACAAGCUGAGGCUUCAUAACCUUCGUAAUCGCGAAUGGUACAUACAGAGUUCUUGUGCGACAACAGGAGAGGGUCUUUACGAGGGAAUGGAUUGGCUCUCAAAAGUCCUUCUCAAGUCCUAA
Molecule: messenger RNA, 543 nt
Organism: Echinococcus granulosus
Lineage: Eukaryota; Metazoa; Platyhelminthes; Cestoda; Cyclophyllidea; Taeniidae
Product: ADP-ribosylation factor 4
Exons: 3
Coding region: 1-543 (180 amino acids)
Biological process (GO): vesicle-mediated transport; intracellular protein transport
Cellular component (GO): cytoplasm
Molecular function (GO): GTPase activity; GTP binding
Source: RefSeq, a predicted model, not a curated record